Molecule: messenger RNA, 585 nt
Organism: Strigops habroptila (Kakapo)
Lineage: Eukaryota; Metazoa; Chordata; Aves; Psittaciformes; Psittacidae
Product: prostasin-like
Exons: 6
Biological process (GO): proteolysis
Molecular function (GO): serine-type endopeptidase activity
Source: RefSeq, a predicted model, not a curated record
AUGGGUACAGGUCACUGGGGGGCAGUGACAGCAGAUGACACAGUGCCGUGCGGGACGCCGGUGCUGUGGCGGGUGGUGGGGGGCUCUGCGGCGCUGCCGGGGCAGUGGCCGUGGCAGGUCAGCGUCACCUUCCGGGGGACACACGUGUGCGGGGGGGCCCUCAUCAGCCCCGCCUGGGUGCUCAGCGCCGCGCACUGCUUCCCGCCGGAGAACCCCCUCUCCGAGUACCGGGUGACAUUGGGGACCCUCCAUUUAUUGUCCCCCCCCCCCGGACGUCCAAGUGCGACCGCGGGGGGGGACUUGGCUUUAGCCCGCCUGGACCCCCCCGCGACCCCCAACCGCUUCGUGAGGCCCAUUUGUGUCCCCGAACCCGGGGAACGGUUCCCCCCCGGCACCAACUGCACCGUCACCGGCUGGGGGGACACCCGCAGCGCCGGGCCGCUGCCGCCCCCCAAGACGCUGCAGCAGGCGGCGGUGGCGCUGCUGAGCCGCCGGCGCUGCCGCUGCCUGUACGGGCCCGGCGCGGCGCUGAGCCGGGACACGCUCUGCGCGGGGCACCCGCGGGGGCUGCGCGAUGCCUGCCAG